AGCAGGGAUUGCAUUGUGAUGUGCAACCAUGCUGAGUGGUCACCCUUCGCCACUUUGAUGGCUUUGUGGCAGUCCUCUCUCGUUGAUGGUAACAUUUAAAGCCUGUGUAGUGGAAGCAGCCAGCAUACCUAACCCUCUCUGUAAUCAACUCGUCACUUACUGCCAUCUGGUUUCACUGCAUGGAACUAGAGUUUCUGAGUGACCAGAAAGAAUUUAUUCCCAUGUAGAUCCACAGUCAGCUCUCUCACAAGUUAGAGUAAGGUUUUCUUGUUGCAUUUCAUCUACAUGUACAUCAUAUAUGUACAUGUGCAUAUCCAUAUGUACAUGUUUCAUUUGUGGCCAAGCAUUCUUUUCCAUUCAAAUGAGGAUAUGCUGCAGUAGAUAGAACAUGUUGAUAGCCAUGUGUGGGAUUGUGUUCAAUUUGGGGUCAUUCGUUCCUGAGCCCAUGUGGAAACAAUGGCACCUGAUAAAUAAAAUCACAAUAUUACCUUGUUGGUCCUCUUGACGGAGUCUUUAUGUUACCUUGUUGGUUCUCUUGACUGAGUCUUAAUGUUAUUUGAAACACCUCGUCAAAUCAGUGUACUCUGUGUAGCACAUGUACCAUGUUGAAGUGGUUCAUCAUUGUCAUUCUCAUAAAACUCUACAGCCAAACAACCAUUAAGGUGACAAGUGGUUCUAGCCAGCUCGAUUUUCUGCAAGUCCCAUGAGACACUAUGUCUCCUAUCCUGUCCAUUCUUCAAUGUUGUCUAUCCAGAUUUGCCUUGGACAUCCCCACUUCCCACAGCCCUAUCCAUAGUGCAUUAGAGAAUGAACAGAAAACGACUAUCCAGAAGUAAACUUCAAAGAGAUGAUGCCGAGCUGAGGAUCAUCAACUCCCUGAAUUAAUCAACUGCAUCAGGGACAGGGCCUGUGGUUUUCUUUUAUUACAUGAGGGUUGACUCAGAGUCACGUGGCCCUCUUUUUGUUCUGACUCCAUGGGCAUUACAGUAAAUCUUACUUUGUCUGACAGUGCAUCUGUAGCUAUGAAAGGUUAAUUCUCCUUUCAAAUUUAGUUUGUCUUUUGUAUCAGAAAGCAAUGUACUGUAUUGCCAGUGAUCUCUUGGCUGGGGUGAUGUGAUAGGACCAUCUGAAGCCAUGUCCGAAAUGGGCUUCCGGAGCUACGGCAAGGUCUACUGUCUUUGCAUCUCCGUGUAUUUCCAACGGAGUGAAGACCUAAACCUAGAUCUAGACAACAGAUUUAGAUGCAGCAUGAGUUUCUUUUCCUUGCAAUUCUGAGGUGGUCAUUACCCCAUUGCAUAUUAUGGCUAAUGACCAACUGUCUGACCCAGACAUUGGCUGUGUGUACUGUGUAGCAUGCAGUGGAUCCCAAGUACAUGUACAUGCUGUGUUCUGCAGUGGUUCACAUCAUAAGCAUGCGCGAUACUGUGUCAAGUGUUUCAUCAUUGACCUGAAUAAUCUCAUGUGUGAGGAAUUGACGGUAAGCUCUUGUGGGUUUUAAGAGAUGAUGGACGAAUUUGAAGAUGUGGAGGCAACUAUUGAGAGACUGCAGAGGGAAUGGCUUCUUGCCAACAGUGGAGGCAGCGACCUUGACAGCGAAGAGCCAUACAAGCCGAGUUACUGUUACGGUUGUGCAAGGACUGCUGGUGUGGCAGUCUGUCGCUGGCCGCCAACCAACCGGAAAAGACAAGCAAGAGGUUCUUCAUCAAGAAAAGGCCAAAGACAGACCAGAACCAAGGCCAUUGCACACCAAAAAAAUGCCUCCAAUCUCCAAGUGUCCGCCAAAAUAAAAAAGAAGGCCCUGACCACACUUCUCAGCCAGAAAACAGGAAAAGCAAGCAACCCGCCCAAAGGGGGUGGUGCCAAGAAGCCCCCAGCCAGGAAAAAGAAAAGUGGCAGAGGAGAGUAUGUAUGUUAUGAGUGCGGGCGGGUUUUCACGUUUCUCUGGAAUCUCAAACGGCACCAGCAACGGCACACUGAGGUAUCCAUCGACAAUCCUAAGUAUUCGUGCUCGGAUUGUGGUGAAACCUUCUCGACCGAGAAGCCCUACCUGCAGCACCAGCAGUCCCACAAGCCCUUCAGCUGUAAUGAGUGCGGCAAAACGUUCAGCGCAGCCGUAUACCUCAGGCAGCACAUGAAAGUGCACAACACCGACAAGCCCUUUGGCUGCCAGUACUGCCCCCGCAUGUUCAAGACUGAGUACAACCUCAGAUGCCAUGAGGAGACACACAUGGACGUCCUACCGUUUCCAUGCAACAUCUGCGGGAUGGCCUUUACGCGCAACUCCUACCUGGUAAAGCACCAGCGUGUCCAUUCAAAGACUCUGUAAGAGAAAAAACCGGACUUAUUCUAAAACUACUUUCGAGUAACAUCUGAAAAAAAUUCUGGAAAUGGAAGUACUAUUUUAGCAGGGAGAGGAUUCCAAAACUUUUCAGAAUUUCACCAAGGCUGCAAACAACUGCUUUGUUUCACAUUCAGGUACAUCCUGAAAGCACCUCACUGGACAUCAGCGAGCCCCCCUGUUUUUUUCUUAAGUAUAAUAAUGACUGUACAUUAUGUGCUCUUGAGCCACAUAAGCUGCACCUUCCAAGACAGUGCAUGCUUACAUGUCCUUUGUAACACUGCAUUACUAUGCUGUCUACAACUCUUCAGGGUGACUGUAGAUACAUUAUUCAAUAUUGGACAGGCCCCAUUGAUUAAAAGCAUGGAAACUUUUUUUUAAUCCUUCAUACAAAAGUGCCUUGAAUAUUCUUACGUAGUGUGGUUGAGGCCAGCCAUGAUUUGAUUCAACUGUACAUGUAGGUAUUUCAUCAAUAUAUUCCAAUUUACCUCAAAGUUGCUGUCAUAUACAUAUAGUUAAAAAACAAUAUUCAGAGAAAUUCUAACAUUUUUGUAUCUAUUUCCCAUAACUAUCAUCUUGAAACUGAAUGGUUCUUUGAGUUCAGAGUGCUGCAUGGUAACACAUAGCAACUGAAGACAACAUCCAGACAAAUGUGCAGACAUUUUCACUGACUGAUCACCCCAUGUUCAGGAGUAAAUUGUGCGAUAACCUUAAUUUUCUCUACAGUACGUGCAAUAAGUUGAAGGGUGCGAUGCGUUGCGCUUUCUCUCAUGGCCAUGUCUUCAUCAGCCGUACAUAAGGUCCAAGAUCAGUGACCACAUCAUCGGGUUGCUCAGACACCACACAAUUUGGCCAAGGUUAAAUACUUUUUUGUUUAAUAAUAAAGAGAAUUUGUUGACAGUUUUCCAUUAGCCAUAUCAGUACAAAUGAUGCAAACUGCACUUAUCCAAUUUUUAACUGAAUGUGCACAAAGCUGAAGCAUGUCCAUGUGAGAAUAGUGCACCUGUGCAUAUGCUGGAGUUCGUGGCAGAAACUGAUGUUGUGUAUCAGUCGACAAGGCUGCCUGUGAAUUAUUUGACAGUAGCCUGCAGAGGUAAUACACAUCUAUGAGCAGUGGCAUAAACGCACAUGAUAUCGCUGGCUAAGUAGCUUGGUACUUGUACACGCAAUGUGGGUGGGGCCUAACAGCAGUGUUUCAUAAUUUUUUACAUGCAAUAGGUAGUCUUUAAUCUUUUUCAAAGCAAUUUUCCCAAACUCUGGAAAUCGGUACUGUUUCCACUGUUUUACAGGUUUGUAGUUGGGGCGGUCAGUGCAUAGUUUUCUUCCAAGGCUGAAGUCAAUUUCAAAAGAGUGGUUUCCAUACCCGUUUUCUACAGUCACAGAGAUUCAUUUACCCUUAUCCAUCUGCGCAUGUGUGUAUGCUCCAUACUUGCACCUCUAGUGUGAACUAGCCGCUGAUAACUCCUCCCAAAUUGACCAACUGUAUAAAAAUUUCAGUUUUUCUGCAUGACGACUGCACACUUGCGUAAACUUCUUGUUUUUCAGAUUCAAACACAGACAUGCAGUCAGAUGAGUAGAUAUGAGACUGUGGCUUGCUGGCUGAAGUUCAUGUCACUGUUUCUUUUUGUUCACCGGUUAAAAGUUUCCACUUUUUUUGUACUCUUUUCUAAUGGUGAACGAUUUUUUGAAAAACUAUGCACAGAUAAUCGAGAGUUAUAAGCUCUAUGCAACAUCUGGAUGUACUUGUCAGUCUUACAUGAAGGGUUUGCUUUAACAUGUUGACUGCCAGUGACAACACACGCCUUGGCAGUGGUACACAUUUUUCCAAUAAUCAUAAUUUAUUGUGUGAUUUUUUUCCUCAAUACUACUUGAAAAGUAAAACACAUCUGAUGGAGAAAUUAAAUUUUCACCUUUGCAUAUUUCCCGUGUUAUUUGACAGUAAAACACUCUGUGAGAAAUUCAACACAAUCUUGACCAAUACUGGUCUACAAUCUGCCAACAAUUAAUUUCUAAGGCUUACAGUAUUGCCAUUGCAUUCUUACUACAAUUCAAAGCCCAUUUUACCACAAAUAUACACAUUAGUGCAAAUUCUGGUAUGACCAUACAAAUAGUCUCAUAGUUAGCAGUCAACUUGUUAAACUAGAAUACUGCCCAAAGUCACUCGACGUAUCUUUUUCAAAUUGUGUAUUUUCGUUGUUUUUUUCACUAGACCAGUUUUUCUUAUUUGAAUGUCACAUGCUUUGAGGUAUCAAAAUUUUUGGUACCGUGAUCAUUCAUUUGCAAAUUACAUGUGUACAUUCUUAUCAGUAACAAUGGUUCUCAUGCUUCUUUUGUAAGUACAUGUGGAGUUGAAUUCCAGUUUCUUUUCUGGAAAAAAAUGUUUUGUUUCAUGGCAUUUUUGAGUUAUGUCGAAACUUUUAUAAGGGUUUUCGCGUACUUAAAUUGUCCUUUAAAAUUUGUGUUAAUUGAUGGAAGAUUAAUUGGUGAAAUUCAACGUUUGUUUCUCCUUGAUUUUUCAAUUUGUACAUAUCACCUCGUUUGUGUCACACCUUCAUUGUGUUGUAUUUAUCAGAUGGUGUCAAACGCCAUCUACAAAUAUAGUUACACAGGGUAACCACAUACGAGUUGUAUGAAAUGGCCAUUUAAUCAGUAAGUGCGAUUUUUUUUGUGAGGUUUUAAAAUGGAAAUGUUUAAAAUUUUGUUGCAGUUCAUAGCCUCAAAAUUUGUCGCAGUUUCUCCUCUAAAUGUCAAGUUCCAAGUGUAAAUUUGAGAAGUAUCUUUUGAAUUUUGUGUUUGACUUUUCAUCAGUAGUUUGGAAAUUGUUUUACCCCUCCAAGAUGUUACUUCCUGCUUUCAUGCAAUUUUGACAUGUUUGUCACAUUUAAUGUAUAUUAUGGGGGUAUGUGCCCCCCCCCAAUAAAUUCCUGGUGCCCCCCACUCAAGAAACCAAUGAAUGGAUAUUGAACUAGGCUAACAUAAGCUUGCCCCCCCCUCAAAAAAAACACACUACUGAAAGCUGAUGCCCCCCCAUAAGGUGCUGGCGCCCCCUGUGCCCGCAAUAAAAUCCUAGCUACACCACUGAACCAGAGUACUUUAUGCCUCAUUCGGAUUUGCUCUUUUGACACCUUUCUUAAGUAUUAAAUUGAAACUUUUAUUAUAAUUGCCACAUUUUAAAGUGUUACAUAGGAGGAUAUUUGCUCCAAUUUAAAGAAACCCGUGUUAAUUAAAGAAUUUACUGUAAGUCUCUGAAUUACGAUUUGCUUCCAGAAGAGAUUGCAGAUGUUAGUUUGAGAAAAAAAUCAUUUGUCAGUGACACUUUUAAUGUUAUUUUGUGGAAAAUGUACUUCAUUCCCUCACAUAAUCAUGUCAAAUCAAGUUUAAACAUUUGUCUUUUUCCUGUUGAGAUUUCUUUGGGGGCAUGCCAUUUCAACUGUAGCCUGGAAGAAAUUCUUAUCACAUUAUUUUUUAUGGAAAAUGUACCCUGGGAAACUCGGUGAAAGAAUAGGACUGUACAAAGCUGCAGGUUGAAUUUGGUAGCUUUUAAGCUUUGAAAACAGGUGUAUACUUGAUAUGUUAACAUUCCAUUGGUCACUUUUCAAGCAUUUACAGCUCUCAAGAUGUCGAACGAUCAGCAAUUUUUAUCUUCAUAUUGGGAGCAACGUUGUAUGUUUUCUAUACAGUAUUUUUGCAUAUCGUGAUUUGUGUUUGUGUUGAUCACUUCCUAAUAAAGUAUUUUACACUACCUUGAGUUUA
Acanthaster planci (crown-of-thorns starfish) is the source of this 6091-nucleotide messenger RNA. RefSeq lists its product as uncharacterized. Gene Ontology annotation, molecular function: RNA polymerase II cis-regulatory region sequence-specific DNA binding; DNA-binding transcription repressor activity, RNA polymerase II-specific. The record is from RefSeq and is a predicted model, not a curated record. Gene Ontology annotation, biological process: regulation of transcription by RNA polymerase II. NCBI's taxonomy places the organism in Eukaryota, Metazoa, Echinodermata, Asteroidea, Valvatida, Acanthasteridae. Gene Ontology annotation, cellular component: nucleoplasm.